AUCCUAGAGAUUAAAAUGACAAAGGGAUCAGAUUCAUCUUCAUCACCUGUUGCCGCGGAAACAAAAAAAGAAAAAGUGCAUCGUCCUGUACUUCCAAAACCUGUACAACCUGUAGGACUUAACGGUUCUUCACAGACAACUAAUAAAACAGGCCUUGUUAAUCAAAGGCUUCCUUCUAUGGUUUCUAAUCUCAUGACAGCAAGCGCCAAGCCAGGACUAUCUCAAAUUAAAAAGAUGCCUGUGCAGCAGAAAAAAAUGUCCGGAAGUUCGGGUGAUAAUGCAACCAAAGUGCGAAAUAUAUGUUUGGAAAAGUUCCAAUCUCUCUUCGCUAAAAAAUAUAAUGAACUGAGCGAAAAAGGAGAAUUACAAAAUACACAAGAAGGGCCGGAGCAACUAGCUCAACGUCUUGCCCGGCGUAUUGAGGAAUCUAUUUACGAUAAUUUUGCCGCUAAAACUGAUAAAGAUGGUUUGG
Racocetra persica is the source of this 472-nucleotide messenger RNA. The record is from the annotation of a GenBank genome assembly. NCBI's taxonomy places the organism in Eukaryota, Fungi, Glomeromycota, Glomeromycetes, Diversisporales, Gigasporaceae.